This is a messenger RNA of Oryza sativa Japonica Group (Japanese rice), 2196 nucleotides long. Lineage: Eukaryota; Viridiplantae; Streptophyta; Magnoliopsida; Poales; Poaceae. The record is from RefSeq and is a predicted model, not a curated record.
GCAUCUCGCAACGCGUUGGCUGGCUAUUCCCCUCCCCUUUUACCACCACCACCUUCCCCUUCGGCCUUCUCCUUCUCCUCCUCCUUCCUCCUCCUUGCAGCGGCCGGGUCAGGGGGUUGAUUCGAUUUCGAUUCCGAUUUCGCGUCUCCCCAGAUUUCCCCUUCCAUUCCGCCUCCCGAUCGCUCAGACAGCCACCGCAAUCCGCUCUCCGAGGCCAACGUGCGCGCUUCGCUCGCUCGCGGGUCGCGGCACCACUCCGCCUCGCCCUUUCUCUUAUUAAUUCGCCUCCAACUCCGCGGUUCAAAACCUCCUCGGCUUCUUCCUCCACCACCACCACCACCACCACCACUCCGCGCCGCCGACGCCGCCGCCGUCGCCGUAGACGCGGUAUACCGGUGAUUCCUUGCCUGCAUUUUUGAUUUGCUGCUUUUGGGUUGGGGGAGGAGGGUUUGUUUGUUUAUUUGUUUGUUUGAUCGGUGUGGGGGGAUCGGAGGAAGGGGCAGGAGAGGGAGGGGGGCAAAAUGUGGGUGGCGGAGCGGGUGGUGGGGGAGCGGCGGAUGCGGGAGAUCCAGCGGUUCGCGAGGAACGCGAAGCUCACCGUAGUGUGCCUGCUGCUCACCGUCGUCGUGCUCCGCGGCACCGUCGGGGCGGGCAAGUUCGGCACGCCGCAGCAGGACCUCAUCGAGCUCCGCCACCGCUUCAUCUCGCACCCGCACCGCGCGCUGGCGGAGCACCACGACGCGCUGUCGAGGGGCGGCGGCUCGUCGUCCUCCUCCGGGCGCGCGGCCCAGCGGGACGACGAGCCGGACCCGCCGCCGAGGACGCUCCGGGACCCGCCCUACACGCUGGGCCCCAAGAUCUCCGACUGGGACGAGCAGCGGGCCGCGUGGCACCGCCGCCACCCGGAGACGCCGCCCUUCGUCAACGACGUCAAGCCGCGGGUGCUGCUCGUCACGGGCUCCUCGCCCAAGCCGUGCGAGAACCCCGUCGGCGACCACUACCUCCUCAAGUCCAUCAAGAACAAGAUGGACUACUGCCGCGUCCACGGCCUCGAGAUCUUCUACAACAUGGCGCUGCUCGACGCCGAGAUGGCCGGAUUCUGGGCCAAGCUCCCGCUCCUCCGCGCGCUGCUCCUCGCGCACCCGGAGAUCGAGUUCCUCUGGUGGAUGGACUCCGACGCCAUGUUCUCCGACAUGGCAUUCGAGCUGCCAUGGGAGCGGUACGGCCCCUACAACCUCAUCAUGCACGGCUGGGAUGAGAUGGUCUACGACGACAAGAACUGGAUUGGCCUCAACACAGGCAGCUUCUUGCUGCGCAACUGCCAAUGGUCGCUUGAUUUCCUUGAUACAUGGGCACCAAUGGGACCAAAGGGCCCUGUCCGUAUUGAGGCCGGGAAGGUUUUGACCAAGUACUUGAAGGAUCGGCCGGUGUUUGAGGCUGAUGAUCAGUCGGCCAUGGUAUACAUCCUUGCUACAGAGCGUGAGAAAUGGGGUGACAAGGUGUACCUUGAGAAUGGGUAUUACCUCCAUGGAUAUUGGGGUAUCUUGGUUGAUAGGUAUGAGGAAAUGCUUGAGAAUUACCAUCCAGGACUUGGUGAUCACCGGUGGCCACUGGUCACUCACUUUGUCGGAUGCAAGCCGUGUGGGAAGUUUGGGGAUUACCCUGUGGAGAGGUGCCUCAAGCAGAUGGAGCGUGCUUUCAAUUUUGGGGAUAAUCAGAUCUUGCAAAUGUAUGGGUUUACACACAAGUCGCUUGGCAGCAGGAAGGUGAAGAGGAUCAGGAAUGAGACUAGCAACCCACUUGAUGUCAAGGAUGAACUAGGGUUGCUCCACCCAGCAUUCAAGGCCAUGAAGACUACUUCUACGUGAUAAGUGAUAAUUAGAGUACAAUGCCACGCGUUAUUUCGUUCAUUGUAGAUCCUUUUGGGUCUAAAAUCUUAAAAAGGUGUUCUUUUUGUAGACUUGGGUUGACAAGGGAGUUUGGGUUGGGAUCAAACAUCAAAGGAUGGAUAUCUAUGUUGUAAUGUGAAAUUUUAGGAGAACAAUGGUAUGUUUAUUGCUGGCAUAAUUUAUGUCUUACACUUCUAGAAAUUGAGUUAGUGAAGGGAACUCUGUUAAUUGAUCACCACUAUAUAUUUCUAUAGAAUUUCAUAUUUCUUAUUCGAUGAAUAGUAUUCUUCCGGUGAUAUUCAAUGAA